This is a messenger RNA of Pelagomonas calceolata, 970 nucleotides long. The record is from the annotation of a GenBank genome assembly. Lineage: Eukaryota; Pelagophyceae; Pelagomonadales; Pelagomonadaceae.
GUCCACACUUUGGCGCUCGCCUUAAAAACCAAGCCGUACGCAUCCAGAAAAGCUCUCUUGCACCGCGUCGCUGACGCCGUCGAUCCAUUCACUUGUCUGCAAGACCAGCUUGCACGUCCACAGCGCUCCUGGCUCAAAACCAGGCACAGCUCGAGUUUUGCACUGCCACAAUCAAACACACGCAAAAUGACCACACGCCGCGCCCUCGACGGCAAGGUCUAUUUUUCGUACGAGGACAUCCACGACGCCGUCAGUUCGUCCGUAGCGCGCGUUAAAGCGUUUAAACCCGACGUCAUCGUCGCGAUCGGCGGCGGCGGCUUCAUCCCGGCGCGCAUGCUGCGGACGGAGGUGAAGGUGCCCAUCGUCGCUGUUGGUUUAGAGCUCUACGACGACAAUACGAACACGAUCAACGAGAAUGGCGUUCAAAUAAAACAGUGGUUCUCGACGGACUACGGCCCGGGGGCUCUGGUGGAAAAUGGUAGGGUUUUAAUUGUUGAUGAAGUCGACGACACGCGGACGACGUUAGCCGCGUGUGUGAGCGAGUUGCGGAAAAGGCACAAGCCUUCACAAGUAGGGUGUCUCGUCGUCCACAACAAGCUCAAGGCGAAAAGAGCCUCAUUGCCAAGUGACGUCACCUACAUCGCGUGCGAAGAGGUCCCGGACGAGUGGAAUUGUUAUCCGUGGGACGCGGCGGCCUACGGGCUGACGGCGCGCGCUCAUACAAAGCGCGCCUGCGCGUGCCGCGGCGGCGCGCCGGUCGUCGUUAUUGCCGCAGCGGUCGGGGCGCUUGCCGCGCUGCUGCGGCGAUGACGAUACGGCUGCGACGCCGUCGAUGCGACCACCACAAAUGUGCAUAGAGAAGUUUUAGCGAACGCGAGGUAAACCAGCGAUCCUGCGCGUCGGCGGCGGCGAGCUGUGGGACGACGCCUUUCGCGCAGUUGAUAAUUCGAAUUUUAAACGGGGAACCAGC